GCAGACUUGAAGAUGCUUCGUGCUCCGAACCUGACUGUCCAGCUAACUCGGCCUGCCCGUCUCGCGCGCAUGCGGGAGAAAGAGGCCCCUCCUGAUCAAUUGAAGAGCAAGAUGACAAAUCUUCUUCCACCGUUUCUUCUUCCUGUGUACAAUGCCAAACUUGACCGCCUGGUGCCAGAUCAGAGUUUGCCUUUGACACCAGAUCCAACGCCACCAGAAGAGGGAAGGCGUUUGGACGAGGUUUUCGGCACUGGAAGGCAAGUGGACCGAUUUCGGGCUGACUUUGUUUUUGCCGAGUUUGAUUCGACAUAUGGUCCGGUUGGAAUCUCGCCAUUGGAGCGAGAGCGGCAACUCUUCCCCUCGGACUAUUUCCGACUCAUGGCCUCUGGUGCUUUAGCAAGUGUGGUGAGGACAAUCCUCUUUCUGCCAGUCCAGACUGUGAAGGUCCGCAUGCAGACAAAUCCUGAUCUUGGACAAAGAGGCUUCAUUCCUGCUUUGAAGUAUGUCGCAACGUCAGAGCCGAGCAGCAAUCUGUUCCGUGGCAUAGAUGUUGCUGUGAUGUUCUCAGCCACAUUUGGCUUUUUCAGCUUCGGCAUCAAGGAGUACCUCUCCCGAGAGCUUGUGAUCCAGUUUCCUGGUUUGAAUGAGCUCUUUGCGGUUAUCCUCGCUAGCAUCGCCAGCGUCGUUAUCACCUUGUUCUUUGCCACUCCGUGGGAGGUACUGACUACCAAAAUUAUGGCUAGCAAUGACCGCUAUUGGGGAUUUGGGCUUCUCAAAGAUUUGGUGGCAAAGAACUUCCUAAAGGCCGCCCAGGAGCUGUAUGAGGAAUAUUGGCUUUUGACCAGCAAGGAGCUUGCCUUUGUGACGACCAAGUUCUUAAUCUUCGACUCUUUGCGUGAAGCGUUGCUAUUCUUCGUCCCAGCCUUUGUUGAGGCGCAGCCGUUGUUGAUAGCUUGCCUUUGCGGUGCUUUAGCUGGAGCCUGUGGAGCGAUAACAUCGCAUCCCAUUGACACACUCUUUGCGCUCCGAACAACAGGUGGUGGCAAAGAUAUCCCAAGCCUUGACAAGCUGUUUCGAGGAGUUGGGGCCAGAGUGCUCAUUUAUUCACCUGGCAUUGCGUUGACCUUUUUAGUGUACGAUGCUGCCAAAACAUAUUUGGGAGUUGGUGGCAGCGCCUUGAUGCAAACCUUGGACUUGCUGCGGCCAUAA
This is a messenger RNA of Cladocopium goreaui, 1209 nucleotides long. Lineage: Eukaryota; Dinophyceae; Suessiales; Symbiodiniaceae. The record is from the annotation of a GenBank genome assembly.